GGGAGGAGGAUCGCUGGGUGAAGGCAGCAGGGAAAGCGAGAGUGUGAAAAUACCAUACAAGUGUGAGGAAAUACAACAUUCAUCAUGGCAUCGGGGGACACCCUGUACAUAGAGACGGACGGGUCAGAAAUGCCAGCCGAAAUAGUCGAACUGCACGAAAUCGAAGUAGAGACAAUCGAGACAACAGUUGUUGGAGACGACGGUGAACACCAGCCUAUGAUCGCCUUACAGCCUCUUGACACGGAUGAUCCAAACUCGAUUCACCCGCACCAAGAGGUGAUUCUGGUGCAAACAAGAGAAGAAGUGGUGGGUGAGGAUGACUCCGAACUGCACACGGAUGACGGUUUUGAGGACCAAAUCCUCAUCCCAGUGCCCGCCGUGGAGGAGGACUUUAUCGAACAGACUCUCGUUACUGUUGCCGGGAAAAGCUCCUCGACAGGCCGGAUGAAGAAGGCUGGAAGCGGAAAGAAAGCGGGCAAAAAGAGCUAUAUGAGCGGAGGAGAAAUGGGCCGAAAAUGGGAGCAGAAGCAGGUCCAGAUAAAGACUUUGGAGGGGGAGUUUUCAGUUACUAUGUGGGCAUCGGAUGACAAGAAGGACAUAGACCACGAGGAGCAAAUCACGGGUGAAAACUCUCCUCCAGAUUAUUCAGAAUACAUGACAGGGAAGAAGCUUCCUCCUGGAGGCAUCCCAGGCAUUGACCUGUCAGACCCCAAACAGCUGGCAGAGUUUGCACGAAUGAAGCCAAGAAAAGUAAAAGAAGAUGAUGCACCCAGGACGAUAGCUUGUCCACACAAAGGAUGUACCAAGAUGUUCAGGGACAACUCAGCGAUGAGGAAGCACUUGCAUACCCACGGACCUCGUGUGCACGUCUGUGCAGAGUGUGGCAAAGCCUUCGUUGAGAGUUCAAAACUGAAGAGGCAUCAACUCGUACACACAGGAGAGAAACCUUUCCAGUGCACUUUUGAGGGCUGUGGCAAACGAUUCUCUCUGGACUUUAACUUACGCACACAUGUGCGUAUUCACACUGGAGACCGCCCAUAUGUGUGUCCCUUUGAUGGCUGCAACAAAAAAUUUGCCCAGUCAACUAACCUGAAGUCUCACAUCCUCACACACGCCAAAGCCAAAAACAACCAGUGAAUCAGCCCUGAACCCAGCCAAUGACAACGGUGUGACCAUACACUGGAGGACUUGACCCGCAUCUCCGCUCCUUGACAAACUAAUGUCCCGUGGCCUGCUUUGUUGUGAGAAAAGAAGUCCCCUUUGUAUCAUCGCUAGAUAAAAGGUUUAAUCAGAGAAGUGACUUUUUCCUCAAACUUUUUGAUAUUCGUAUGGAGGUCUGACCCAGGAACUUGUGAGAACCCUGACCCCCUCAGGCAUCCUACCCUACUUUGGCGCUACCUGGAUGGAACAAUUUACAGUUUCUUCUUGUGAAGAUGUUAAUUCAUGGAUCUGCACCUAAAAACUUAUUUAUACCUUAACACAACCGGUUACAAAGUUUUUGCAAUAGACAAAUUUGCAUUGAUUCUCAGCAAUGACACCUUUUCAAUUUUGUACUCUCCACUCCCACCCCCCCAAGUGUGCAUAUUGUACACUGUUUGUCAUAAGCUCUGUGGUAAGGUACGUAGUCAGAUUGUCCCUGUAGCUCUUCAUGGAAGAGGUUUCACAGUUUGUUUUGCCUCCCCAUUUGCCCUUCAUGUGAGUGUGUUUCGAGGGGGGAUUGGGGGGGUCUUUGCAUAUUUUCAUUUUGUACAAGGCAAUAUCAGAACAAUGUACAUAAUAGCAAUGUGAUUUUCAAUAGUGUUCACUGAUUAAAAUGUUUUCCCCCUUGCACUACCAAUACAAAAGUUGUCAUUUGUCC
This is a messenger RNA of Chelmon rostratus (copperband butterflyfish), 1858 nucleotides long. RefSeq names its product YY1 transcription factor a (gene yy1a). Gene Ontology annotation, molecular function: DNA-binding transcription factor activity, RNA polymerase II-specific; RNA polymerase II cis-regulatory region sequence-specific DNA binding. Gene Ontology annotation, biological process: regulation of transcription by RNA polymerase II. Gene Ontology annotation, cellular component: PcG protein complex; transcription regulator complex. The transcript has 5 exons. NCBI's taxonomy places the organism in Eukaryota, Metazoa, Chordata, Actinopteri, Chaetodontiformes, Chaetodontidae. The record is from RefSeq and is a predicted model, not a curated record. The coding region runs from base 85 to 1137 and encodes 350 amino acids.